Messenger RNA from Xiphophorus hellerii (green swordtail), 6638 nucleotides. It is a transcript of the gene cdh8, whose product is annotated as cadherin 8. Gene Ontology annotation, cellular component: catenin complex; synaptic cleft; plasma membrane. The transcript is spliced from 12 exons. Bases 719 to 3121 code for a protein of 800 amino acids. NCBI's taxonomy places the organism in Eukaryota, Metazoa, Chordata, Actinopteri, Cyprinodontiformes, Poeciliidae. Gene Ontology annotation, biological process: adherens junction organization; cell-cell junction assembly; cell migration. The record is from RefSeq and is a predicted model, not a curated record. Gene Ontology annotation, molecular function: beta-catenin binding; cadherin binding; calcium ion binding.
GACUCCUCAUCAACCCAAUGAGCGCAGCGGAGGGAGGUUUCUCCCCCUCUCUGCUCCUCUCCUCCUCUCCUCUCCUCCUCCAGCGUGCAGCUCUCUCCUCCAUCUCCUCCUCACUUCCCCAGUCGGCCAGCCAGCCUGUCGGAGCUCCUCUAACUGCGCGCAACCAACACCGUGUCGCUCCGCAUUGACAAACUGCAGGACGGAUUUUCUUUAUUUCUUUUUCUUUUUCUCUUUUUUUAUUUAUUUUUUGUUGUCGGCCAGGCGCUCGUUUUGCACAUUUUGGUUUUUAUUUAUUCAUUUAUUUAUUUAUUUUUAUCUCGGAGGGAAAACCCUAAUGGAGUUUUUGGCGUUUUUUGGAAGGCAACACGCUAAAAUAAUGCAGCAGCGGGAAAGGAUCCGAGACUAACGAGUCUCCCCCUUGGAGUAACGGCCAAUGGACUCCACGCAGAGAGCCUCACCCCCCCUCGCCAACUGCUAUGGAGGCACGCCAAGCCACGCCGGUGACCUUUAUCGCACCAUGAAUGCAAGCUCCGCCGCUCUAAGAGGACACAAGUAACCUUUUCUUGUUAUCUAAGAAGGAGCUGUUGAUCUGAAGAGAGAGGAGGGGGGAGGCGGGGCAAGAGGUGGAGAGAGGAGGAGGAGAAGAAGAAGAAGAAGAGUCCAGUAAAACAAACAGUCAAACAAGCAAAAAAAAAAAAAAAAAUCAGGCAGCGACAGGAUGCCAAAGAGGUCCGAGGAGAUGCUGGUGGAUCUGUGGAUGUCCUUGCUGCUGGUGUGGAUUACUUGCGUCCCCUCCGUUUCCACGACCCCCGUGGGGGGCCAAUCCAGAACAGCACAAACCGGAGGGUCGGCGGCGGCGGCGGCGAGCAGUCUUGGCGAAGGACAAAGAUUACUGAGUCGCGCCAAGAGAGGAUGGGUUUGGAAUCAAAUGUUUGUGCUGGAGGAAUUCUCUGGACGGGAUCCAAUCCUGGUUGGCAGGCUACACACAGACUUGGAUGUGGGCAACAAGAACAUCAAAUAUGUCCUGGCAGGCGAGGGGGCAGGCACCAUCUUCGCCAUCAACGAGUUAACAGGUGACAUCCACGCCAUGAAGAGGCUGGACCGCGAGGAGAAAGCGGAGUACACGCUAACAGCCCAGGUCGUUAACGCCGACACAGACGAGCCUUUGGAGCCACCGUCCGAGUUUAUCAUCAAAGUCCAGGACAUAAACGACAAUCCGCCGCAGUUCAUCGAAGGCCCGUACCGCGCGUCUGUUCCCGAAAUGUCUGCUGUUGGUACCCCGGUUACCAGGGUAACGGCCACGGAUGCCGACGAUCCGGUGUACGGGAACAGCGCCAAGCUGGUCUACAGCAUACUGGACGGACAGCCGUACUUCUCCGUGGACCCAAACUCUGCUACCAUAAAAAUCGCUCUCCAUGGGAUGGAUCGGGAGGUGAAAGAGGAGUACUUUGUGGUCAUCCAGGCUAAAGACAUGGGGGGUCAUAUGGGCGGCUUGUCCGGGACGACCACAGUGACCAUCAUGCUUACAGACAUAAACGACAAUCCACCCAAGUUCUCCAAAAGCUUGUACGAGUUUGGGAUCCCUGAGGACCUUCCGAUAGGGAAGACAGGCGGCAAGGUGAAGGCGACCGAUCGAGACAUCGGCGAGAACGCAAAGUCAACGUACAACAUCAUAGAGGGAGAUGACCAGGGCACGUUCGAGAUCAUCACCGACGCACAAACGCAAGACGGGAUUCUUAGGCUAAGAAAGCCUCUGGACUAUGAGAGCAAGAAAGCCUACACACUGAAGGUGGAGGCCACCAACGUCCGCUCGGAGCCCGGCAGCGGCGGGCCCUUCAAGGACACGGCCACGAUCAAGAUAGUGGUGGAGGAUGCCGACGAGCCUCCGGUCUUCUCCAAGCCCAUGUACCUACUGGAAGUGAAGGAGAAUGCCCCCGUCGCCACGGUGAUCGGGAGGGUAGCCGCCAGGGAUCCGGACUCCUCCGGGAGCCUCGUCAGGUACUUCAUCGAUCGGCACACGGAUCUGGAGAGGCAGUUCAACAUCAAUGUGGACGACGGGAACAUCACGCUGGCCAAGCCGCUGGACCGGGAGACGGAUAUGUGGCACAACAUCACAGUAACCGCUACAGAAGUCAGAAACCACAGUCAGAUAUCAAGAGCAAUUGUGGCCAUCAGAGUAAUGGACAUUAACGACAAUGCCCCUGAGUUUGCCACUGAAUACGAGGCCUAUCUGUGCGAAAAUGGGAAACCUGGACAGGUGAUUCACACCGUCAGCGCCGUCGACAAAGACGACCCGAGCCAGGGUCACAGAUUCGACUACCGCCUGGUCCAAGAGGCGCAGAGCAACCCCAACUUCACCAUCAAACACAACCAAGACAACUCGAUCAGCGUCGUCGCCAAGCAUGAUGGCUUCCGGCGACAGAAGCAGGAGAUCUACUUCCUGCCGAUUGUUGUGUCGGACCAAGGCCAUCCGCCGAUGAGCAGCACCAACACCUUGACCAUCCGGGUCUGUGGGUGCAGUAGAGAUUUAGUGGUCCAGUCCUGCAACGUGGAGGCCUACGUCCUUCCCAUCGGUCUCAGUAUGGGGGCGCUCAUCGCCAUCUUGGCUUGCAUCAUACUCUUGCUAGUAAUAGUAGUACUAUUUGUGACCUUGAGGAGACACAAGAACGAACCCCUGAUCAUCAAGGACGACGAAGACGUGAGGGAGAACAUUAUCCGCUACGACGACGAAGGCGGCGGCGAGGAGGACACCGAGGCGUUCGACAUCGCCACGCUGCAGAACCCAGACGGCAUCAACGGCUACCUGCCGCGCAAGGACAUCAAGCCGGACCUGCAGUUCAUGCCCCGGGCGGGGCAGCACUCGGGCCCGAACGGCGUGGAUGUGGACGAGUUCAUCAAUGUGCGUCUUCACGAAGCCGACAACGACCCGACGGCCCCGCCGUACGACUCCAUCCAGAUCUACGGGUACGAGGGCCGGGGGUCGGUCGCCGGCUCCCUCAGCUCGCUGGAGACGGCGUCGUCGGACUCGGACCAGAACUAUGACUAUCUCAGAGAGUGGGGCCCGCGCUUCAGAAGACUCGGGGAGCUCUACUCUGUGGGCGAAAGCGACCGCGAAACCUGACCUUUGGUCUGUUAGGGAAAAAAAGGAAAGAAAAAAAAAGACCUUUCUAAGUUUUUCUUCUUUUCUUCUUUUUUUUGCUUUCGACAUAUUUGUGUAUUAAACGCUAGGGUUUGCUGGCUCAUAGAAACGUGUUUCAAAAUAAAAAUAAAAAUCAACAACAACAAAAAAAAACAUUAAUAAAGAGCGGCCACCUUUUUGUAUUCUUUUUAGAGUGAGGUUUAGCAGUCGUCAUCCACUAUGUCAAGCGCAAUGUACUUGUCGAGCCAAACAAUGUCUUUAUUAGGAGAUUCUUGUGGAGUGUACCUUAGAUUCAGUGUGGAGUGUCUAGCAGUACUUCGGGUGUUUGUCAUUUGCUGUGACUGCAGGUAGCAGACAAAACCCUGGCAUUUCUGGUAGUUACCAAACCGACGGUUGGUUCCGCGAAGAUCGACCGACCGGUCACCGUUACCCUGUUCUCCCUGGACACCGAGCUGGACUACAGAAGCUGCAGUGGGACCUUCUGAGUCUCCCAACGGCCCCCUACCGGAGAGAUGAAGGGGCUGACAAAUGAAAAAGCAAUACCUGGACUACAUAACAAUGAUGAAUGUAUAUGUGGUUUGGAAAUCAAGCAAAAGGACUAACAAAGGAUUGGCUUUAAGGUGAAAUUGUCAUAAUUUGAUAUGUUCUCCGGUGACUACAUUUCUAGACUAUCCGAAAGCCCCGGGAGGCUCGCUUUAUACAACUCUUUGUAUUUACAUGCUACAGGUGUGGGUCGCAAGUGUUACUAGCCUAUAAAAGACUGACAUAAAGACAAAAAACAGAAAUGUAGAAACUUUUGAGGCCUUCUUUUUACAGAAGCAACAUUAAAUACAAUUGUAAUCUACUGUUUUUUGACAAGAGACUUGUUGAUUCUUCAUUCCUGUUCUAUCGGUUUUUGUAUAUCUGUUCUUAAGUCUUCAUUUCUCCCCUUCUCCCCCCUGUGCUAUUUGAAAUGAGUGUGUUUAGAUGAUUUCACAUACAUGUUUUUGUUUUUCCGAAACACUUGAUCACAGUUUAAUAGCAGCCAAAUCAUAUCGUGAAUUCUUGCAGGUGAUGAUUAGGCAUGGGCUUUUUAACAAACGUACGCCGAAGUUCUGUAGCUUGAAAGUCUAUUGGAUCUGAAGGUUUCCUUUGACUGUGCGGAGCAUUGAGUAAUGCAAUGCUGCCUCUUUCCCACAUUUCAACAUGCGCUGCCCGUCAGCUGGCUGAAAGACCUUCGUCUCCUUUGAUGCAUUGAACACAUCAAUGUUUUUCCUCUGUACUUUUAUUUCUGGUAGGCCUACUGACGUGAAAUUCAGACCAGAUGUCAGUAACAACAUCCACACACUUAAUCCAUGAAUUUAAUUGUACAAUAUCACGACAUGACAGAGGAGAAGUUAACCAUGAAAAAGCUGCAAAAAGACACAAAUCCAGGAAAUUAUAUAAAAUCUGUUAGCACUUAAUAGCAAAUCGAUAUAAACUGUUUGUAGCGCAAAUUUAUGGCUUUUCUAAAGGUCUCCUACUGCCCUGUUGCCAAAGAUCAAAAUGGCUAAAAUACUAGCCCCUUAUUUUAUGUUUUACUGCUUUACUUUGUACAGAAGGUCUGGACACUCGACUAUUGAGAAACGACUGGUUUCAAUUGCCAGGCUAAGACUAACCUAUGCUAUUAGUACAAAACAUGCUAAUGGCAUUGGUUACAGAUAUAUUUCUAAGGAUAUAAAUGCUCCUCCAAGUAGCAUUGUGGCAAUAAUGCUACAGUGUAAGGAACAGUAAAUACAGAACCAUAAAUCAGCCUCAACCUGGUGCUCUUGGCUAUAUUUAUUAUGGAGGAAUGGGGAAAAAAAAAACAAUCAGGAAAGAGAACUGAAACCGCCAUGCUUUGUGUAAGAAAAACCUGCUGAAAGUCACUUCAAAAGUUUGCUACUUUUGAAGUAAAUGAACUGAUGAAGUAAAUGAAGAAUAUAGCCUUAGUAUUUUGAGACCAACUUUAUAAUCUGUGGAUGUCUUUGCACAGUCCGCGUUUUGGAAAAGAAAUGGGUCCUGUACAAAUCCUAAACAAAACCAAACCAACAGUGAAGUCUGGAGGUGGGAACGCCGCCUUCGUUUAGCAUAUGGCAUUGUCGGAAGUCAAAUAUUUAAUGGGAGGCUCAACAGAGAAAUGUGCCAGAAAGUGAAGAUGAAAUGAGAGUGGAUUUUUAAACAACAUAUGGCCAAAGAAGCUGAAUUAGUUUUAGAGAAAGUACAAGAAUCACCUAGUCAAUCAUUCAACUUGAAUCCCUUUAGAAAUAUAAUGAAACAUCCAAGCGAAUGCAUCUUCAUGCAUUCGCUUGAAAGUUGAAAAUGGUCUGUGUGAAAGUAAGGGUCAAAAUGACACCUGAGCAACACAUGCAGCUACUUUUGCCAUAAAAGAGACAUCAUAAAGCUUUCAUUACCAUAAUAUACUUUUCCAUCCAAUCCAAACACAUGACUGGUAGAUUAAUUGGCCUUACUAAAUUCUUCUAAGGUAUCCGUGUGUGUGUGUGUCUACAUUGGCCUGUGAUGGACUGGCAACCUGUUCCUGGUUUUCUUUAGCCUCUCGCCCAACUGCAACUGAAGUUGGACAAUGGAUGGAUGAAUGUUCAUCCAUCGUAUUCACCUUCUUUUGCCUAUCGAUGAUGCUUUCUUUGUUGCCCACGACUGAUGAAACUUUAAUGUCAGUAGUUCCAUUAGAUUUACUGAGUUAAGAUGUUGAUGUGUUCUUAUUGUUUCCACUCUCAUACAGCAAAACAUGUCUAGUGCUAUACAAUGAAACCAUCAGUAUUUUACUCAAAGUUAUCGUAUCGAGAUUCUCAUACCGGCCCAUGCCUAGUGAUGACACAGACUAGAUGUAAACAGGCACACUCGAGCUUUAAGGUUGCUCAAACAAAACAGAGGAACUUACUGAUAGUGAUUAAUAAUAGUAAGAUGGUACUAUGAUAUUUCUGACAUAUGCUGAUUGAGAAUAAAAUGCAACCCAAGCCACGUCCAAGGGUACAACAAGUGAGCCUCUGAGCACAACAGUCCAAUUAGGACCCAGGUGUGUGACUUUCUUCAAACAUCAAACCUCAUUUAGCAAAUGCAGAUCACAUUAGCCCAAGAAAAAUGAAAACACUGAUUGAGAUUAUGUGCAUAUUGUGCUCACACUGUAUGAUACCAAUUAAAAAAAAAAGUCUUGUUCUGUACAUAGAGUUACUGCUAACGUCAUUAGCUUUCGAUGAGGUGGUAGGUUUUGUCUCUGCACGUUAGCUCUUGCACAUAAUGACAAUUUCAAUGGCACUGCAGCUGCGUGCAUACUCAGUUUGUACUGAUACAGUAUUCUGGCAGUUCUUAGUAGACGAAACAAUAUAUAUGGGAUAGUUCUACAUGCAGAUCAUAUUUUCUACUGUGCUUUAAUGCUUAUAAAUGUGUAUGUUCAAUUAUUUACUCCCUGUACUGUAAUCUAAGACACCCUGUAUUGUUUCCUACUUUGUGAAAUAUAUUUUUAUAAAUAUUGCUGAAUGUG